This is a messenger RNA of Xenopus laevis (African clawed frog), 675 nucleotides long. RefSeq lists its product as uncharacterized. The record is from RefSeq and is a predicted model, not a curated record. The transcript is spliced from 5 exons. The coding region runs from base 1 to 675 and encodes 224 amino acids. NCBI's taxonomy places the organism in Eukaryota, Metazoa, Chordata, Amphibia, Anura, Pipidae.
AUGUUAAAACUUAAUGAUGCUAUCUCUGGUGUUUCAGUCUGGCAGCUCAGUAAUCCAGACAGUGUAGGGUUUAAUUUGCACAGAAACAAAUCAUUUUAUCUUUUCUUUCCCAGCAACAAGCAUGUGAAAGAAUUAAAAAAACGUGAGGAAGAGGUGCGGAGUCUUCAAGUAGUUGUACCAGGAGUAAAAAUACACAUAGGAGAAGAAGGGAACUCUAAGGAAAAUGAAGUGACUCCUAAUAAAGAAAACAAUAAUAAAGUGGGAGAAAUACCAGAGUCUGCUACAAUAACGGAUGUCCCUCAAGAGAACUGUGCUGAAACAGAUAAAGAGAUUAUAGAUGUUGAAUCACAGCACAUGAACGAAGAUACCACUGAAAAACAAAAAAAGAAAAACUGGAGGAAAUAUCUUCCUUUUACUAAAAAAACCAAUCCACCUCCUGAGAACGGUGUGGAAACAGAUAAAGAGCUAAAGGAAAGUGGGAAGAAACUACUAAAACUACUAAAUCUACUAAAAUUAGUAAAACCACGAAAACCAGAAUUAGCAGAGGAAACAGAUGAACAGAACAAGAAACUUGAUGAAACGCAAGUAGAGGAAGUUGAUCAGAAGAAGAAAAAAAGAAAAUGGAAAUGGAAAUGGAAAAAGAAAAGGGCAGAAAUGACACUUCUCCCGAGAUAA